Durotheca rogersii is the source of this 1661-nucleotide messenger RNA. Its product is annotated as arad-like aldolase/epimerase. The record is from RefSeq and is a predicted model, not a curated record. The transcript has 5 exons. Bases 670 to 1635 code for a protein of 321 amino acids. Gene Ontology annotation, cellular component: cytoskeleton. Lineage: Eukaryota; Fungi; Ascomycota; Sordariomycetes; Xylariales; Xylariaceae. Gene Ontology annotation, molecular function: actin filament binding.
UGCUGGUGCUGCUGCUGCGGGUGGACAUGGGGAUGGGGACCUUAGUAUGCUUGACAGACCUAGCGGCCUACAGCAACCUAUCGAGGGCAUUCCCGGGCUGCUCCACCCCCCCGGGCAGACCAGACAACCGUCGAAUGCCCUCUAUUACCUAUCGCCUCGCCCUCUCGCCCGCUCUCGCUUCCCCGCCGGGGGCCUUAUCGUAGGUGCCCGAUCCCCACGGCGUCCGCUGCCGCGCUCCACGUCCAGUGCCCGUAAAACGAAGAAAUAGAGCAAAUACAUAAUAUCUAUCGAUACAUAUAUAUCAUUACCCCUCUCCGCCAACCCUACCAUUCACCGUCGUCCUCCUCCUCCUCCGAGUCGGAGGGUCGAGAGCGCUUUAAGGUCCCUAACCGCUCUAGUCAGCAAACAAUAGCAACCCUAACCGCUCAUCUUGCGCUUCUUUUUUUUUCCCUCCAUCUCGUUUGUAUCCCUCGACCCUCUGCCACCGCCGCCGGUCUCGACCUAGCGCAGGGCACGGCCCAGACCACCUACCGCAUAAUAAUCCGCAGGCAGCGCGACGCGGCGCCGACGACUUCGAAUCCAGGCCGUCCCGCCUACAUACCUGUACCACCACCGCCGCGUCGAGAAGGGAAGAGAAGAAGAAGAAGGAGAAGAAGCGACGAAAAGGCCAUGGCCCCCUCCGCGAUCACCGAGACCGAAGCGGUGCCCCCCGCCGGCGGCCCGGCCGCGCUCGAGGCCCCGCAGAAGCACGCGGCCCACGACGCCGUCGUCGACGCCGAGGGCCGGGAGAAGACGCCGCUGGAGGCCAUCUCGCACGGCAUCGUCAUGCCUGGCAUCCCCACCUUCCCGACGUACACGGCCCACCGGCGGCACGUCCUCGUGCACAUGUCGGCCAUCUUCCGCUUCUUCGCGCGGUCGGGCUUCACCGAGGGCCAGUCGGGACACAUCUCGGUGCGGGACCCGGAGUACGGCGGGCUGAUGUGGAUGAACCCGCUGGGGCGGCACUUCGGGAUGCUCGCGGCCGGCGACAUGAUCUGCCUCGACAUCGCGACCGGCCGCGUCGUCGGCGGCAACACCUCGCGCCCCGCCAACGCCGCCGGCUACCUGAUCCACUCCGCCGUGCACAAGCGCCGCCCGCACAACAUCCACGCCAUCUGCCAUGCGCACUCGAACGCCGGCCGGGCGUGGAGCGUGUUCGCGCGACCCCUAGAGAUGCUUAAUCAAGACGUGUGCAACUUCUACGGGGCGCAGGCCGUGUACGCGCGGUACGGGGGCAUCGUGUUCGCGGCGGACGAGGGCGAGCACAUCGCGGACGCGCUGGGCGCCGCGAGCAAGGGCGCCAUCCUGAUGAACCACGGCCUGCUCACCGUCGGCGCCACCGUCGACGAGGCCGGCUUCCUCUUCGGCCUCAUGGACCGCGCCUGCGCCAUGCAGCUCCAGGUCGAAGCCGCCGCCGCCGCCGGGCUCCCCAAGAACAUCGUCAGCGACGACGAGGCCGCCUACAACUUCCGCAUGGCCAGCGAGCCCAACGCCCUCUACCGCGAGGCCCAGCCCGACGUCGAGUACGAGCUCGAGAGGGCCGGCGGCGAGCACGUCCUCGCCAAGGGGUUCGAGAACCUGCAUCUCUCUCCGUAGGACAAGGGGGGAAUCUCCCGCUGUGG